AUGCCGGUUUGUGAUCUGGACAAGAGAAGGCCACAUGGGAAGAAGGUGAUGGGGAUUGAUGUGGUGGUGUGGUGGGACAAGAAUGAGAGUGAAUGGAAGGUGUUUGAUGAUAGUUGUCCUCAUAGAUUGGCUCCUUUAUCAGAAGGAAGGAUUGAUCAAUGGGGAAGAUUGCAGUGUGUCUACCAUGGUUGGUGCUUUAAUGGCUCUGGAAAUUGCAACUUCAUCCCCCAAGCUCCACCAGAUGGCCCUCCGGUUCACACUUCUAAGAAAGCAUGUGUUUCUGUUUACCCAAGCACUGUACAAAAUGGCAUUGUAUGGUUUUGGCCAAACACAGAUCCAAAAUAUAAAAAUAUUAUUACAAAGCAAAAACCACCUUACAUUGCAGAAAUGAAUGAUCCAUCAUUUUCUCAAUCAAUAUUAAUUAGAGAAUUUCAUUAUGGAUAUGAAGUGAUGGUUGAGAAUCUUAUGGACCCUGCACAUGUUCCAUAUGCUCAUCAUGGAUUAAUGCGAACAAGGCUGCCUGGUAAGGCUGAUAGAGAAGGUGGCAUACCUCUUGAAAUGACUUUGGAAAAUUUCAACAUUAAUGGUUUCACUGGAAUGAGUGAUCCUGGUUUUAACCAAUUUUUUGCACCAUUUGUUUUCUAUAGUUCUAUGCCACUUAAUCUAAAUCACGAUAAUCAUAAUAAUGAGGCUAAAAAGGGGUUUCAAAAUAAUAAUAACACAAUGGCUUUAGUAUUUAUAUGUGUUCCAAUUAGUCCUGGUAAGAGCAGAUUGUUAUUAAGUGGAUCAAGGCAAAGAUUUCCAAAAAGAUUUUAUGAUUGGUUUUAUGAAAUAUUUCCAAGAUGGAUAUCUCAUAUUCCCAUAAAUAUUGUUCUGGAUUCAGAUGCAUAUCUCCUACAUCUUGAGGAGCGUAAGAUAAUGGAAGUUGGAGUUGGGAAAUGGAAUAAAGCAUGUUUUGUGCCAACAAAAUCAGAUGUUCAUGUGGUUGCUUUUAGAAAAUGGCUUAACAAGUAUGGGGGUGGCCAAGUUGAUUGGGGUGGCAAAUUCUCUGGUGCUCUUCCACCAACCCCUCCUAAAGAACAGCUCAUGGACAGGUAUUGGAGCCAUGUAGUGAAUUGUAGUAGCUGCAGUGCUGCACACAAGGGUUUGAAAGUGUUAGAAGUAAUGCUACAAGUGAUGUCCAUAGCUCUUAUUGGAUAUGUUGGUGUAACCAAUAAACAAAGCCAAACAUUGAAGAUUGGCAUGGUUUCUAUGGCAUUUCUUUGCUUUGUAGCUUCAAAGUGGUUGUCUCAUUUCAUCCACAAGAUCUUCCAUUUUCAUGAUUAUGACCAUGCUUUUCGUUAA
Messenger RNA from Cannabis sativa, 1344 nucleotides. RefSeq names its product protochlorophyllide-dependent translocon component 52, chloroplastic-like. The coding region runs from base 1 to 1344 and encodes 447 amino acids. The transcript has 7 exons. The record is from RefSeq and is a predicted model, not a curated record. Gene Ontology annotation, molecular function: 2 iron, 2 sulfur cluster binding; chlorophyllide a oxygenase activity. Lineage: Eukaryota; Viridiplantae; Streptophyta; Magnoliopsida; Rosales; Cannabaceae.